UGUGGGGGCCGGGCAGGGUAGUGAUGGCGGCGGCGAGAAGCGAACGGGGCUGGCGGUGGAUGAUGGUCGCGUCUGUCUUGCUCGUCGUGUUGCAGGUGUCAGGCGCCGCCUCGACUGCCGCCCUGCCCAUAGUCAUCAACACCUGGGCGUUUAGGAAGGCCGCAGAGACAGCUUGGAGAGUAUUACAAUUGGGAGGUUCAGAGCUGGAUGCAGUUGAGAGAGGCUGUGGUCAGUGUGAAAUUGACCAGUGUGAUGGGAGUGUGGGAUAUGGAGGAAGCCCAGAUGAAAGUGGAGAAACAACACUGGAUGCAAUGAUUAUGGAUGGCAACACUAUGGAGGUUGGGGCAGUUGCAGAUCUGAGGCACAUAAAAAAUGCAAUUGGUGUAGCACGAAAAGUCAUUGAAUACACUAAGCAUACGUUAUUAGUGGGAGAGUCAGCCUCCCUGUUUGCUGUAAGAAUGGGAUUUCCAUAUGAAGAUUUAACUACCCAAAAAUCUCUUUCGAUGUAUUCAAAGUGGCUUAAUGAAAGCUGUCAGCCAAACUACUGGAAGAAUGUGGUUCCAGACUCUUCAAAAUCCUGUGGACCUUACAAACGACCUGAGGAAGUAACUUGCAAAGAACAGACCAUCUUACAAAGAAGUAUUCGUAAUCAUGAUACCAUUGGUAUGGUUGUAAUUGGUGGGAAUGGAACUGUUGUUUCUGGGACAUCUACUAAUGGUGCAAUCCACAAAAUUCCAGGCCGUGUAGGAGAUUCUCCGAUAGCUGGAGCAGGAUCAUACGCAGAUAGUACAGCAGGAGGAGCUGCAGCCACUGGGGAUGGUGACAUCAUGAUGCGCUUCUUACCCAGUUACCAAGCUGUGGAGUAUAUGAGGAUGGGAAUAGACCCAACAGUCGCCUGUCAGAAAGUUAUUUCCAGAAUCCAGAAGUAUGCUCCAAAGUUCUUUGGUGCUGUUAUAUGUGCCAAUACAACUGGAAGUUAUGGGGCUGCAUGCAAUAAAAUUCCAGGAUUCACUGAGUUUCACUUCAUGGUUUCUAGCCCUUUGCUAAGUCAGCCAACUGAGCAAGUAGUAGAUUGCAUUUAAUUUAUUUUGUCCUGUUAACAUCUAAACUUAGAGGAGAAAAGUGCUGAGGUUUCCUACAUGUUACUUUUUCUCAAAUGAUUGUUCAUUUUCGCUGUUGCAUAAUCAUGUGAGCAAGGUUAAUGGUGCACCAUUUUUAAUAUCUUCUACUGUAGUAUGGCUUUGUGAAGUGAAAGUACACUUAAUCUAUAAGAUCCUAAUCUAAUUAUCUUGGUAACUGAUUUUUAAAUGAUUGCAAACUGGUAUUAUAAUCUAGAUCUUAAACAGUGUAGUUUCAGGUUAGUGAAUAUAGUUGCAAAAUUACAGUUAUAUUUUAUUAUACUUUAACAGCAUAGACAAUUCAUGACUUCAAAAAUUUACAUCU
Messenger RNA from Dryobates pubescens (Downy woodpecker), 1443 nucleotides. RefSeq names its product aspartylglucosaminidase (gene AGA). The coding region runs from base 24 to 1082 and encodes 352 amino acids. The record is from RefSeq and is a predicted model, not a curated record. Gene Ontology annotation, molecular function: N4-(beta-N-acetylglucosaminyl)-L-asparaginase activity. Lineage: Eukaryota; Metazoa; Chordata; Aves; Piciformes; Picidae. Gene Ontology annotation, biological process: protein deglycosylation. The transcript has 9 exons. Gene Ontology annotation, cellular component: lysosome.